AUGUCUGACUGGGCCAGCAAGCUACAACGAAAGGAUUCUGUAAAAGAAGGAACCAAAGAAAAGUCACGUGCCGCUUCCAAUACCAAAGCAGCUCCCAAAGAGGCAGUUGCGCCCGGCGGACAGAUCAACACUACACCGACUGAUAAGAAACCCGUGACUAAACCAGAGUUUGUUGAGUUCAACGGCGAAGAAGUUGCUGCUUUUCUCCAUGCGGCGUACACAGCAGUGCUAGAAGAAGCGAAAAAGGACAAAGCCGGUGAAAAAGUCAGAAUCUACCAAUCCUUGGAGAGUCCAUCUGGAUGGACCAGAGCAGUAGGAAACAAGAAGGAAGACCGCCACGUGAACGUUGUGACGGAGGUUUCCCGGCAGCUCACAGCACAGAGAAAAAAGUGA
Messenger RNA from Candidozyma duobushaemuli, 393 nucleotides. RefSeq lists its product as uncharacterized. The coding region runs from base 1 to 393 and encodes 130 amino acids. The record is from RefSeq and is a predicted model, not a curated record. Lineage: Eukaryota; Fungi; Ascomycota; Pichiomycetes; Serinales; Metschnikowiaceae. The transcript has a single exon.